AUGAUAACCGAAGCUGAAAUUUUUGAUUUCGGCGACCAUACAAGUGAAGCAUGCUAUGUAUGCUCUUGCAGCUCCGAUGUAACAAACGUAGAUUGCUCUCGCAGAGGUUUAACUAGUCUCCCCAAUGGAAUCGAUUCAAAGGUUAUGAAACUUAACAUUUCAAACAAUGAAAUUUCAUCGUUUCCAAGUAAUCUAAGUCGUCUUUAUAAUUUAGUAUCUUUGGAUCUAAGUGGAAACCAUUUAAGUGAUCUACCCAUAGAUGCUUUGCAAAAUCUGACAGCAUUGGAAAUGUUAAAUUUAUCAAAAAAUUCUUUCGAAUCAUGGCUUAGUUUAAAUCCAAAUGAAGUACUUAAACCAGCAAGUAGUUUAAAAAUUUUGGAUUUGUCACAAAAUAAAUUAAAAACUUUGGCAAAUCUUGGAAAUCUAGAACUACUUAUUAGCACAUCAUUAGAAACGUUGAUCUUGGAGAACUGUGAAAUAAAUUCAAUACAUGGAAGAUCACCUCUCAGCGGACUUACUGAUAUAAAAUCUUUGAAAUUAAAUAACAAUCCCUUGUUGCGAAUUCAAAAUUUAAUCUCACCAACUCUUAAGAGUCUUUACGUAAGCAAUUGUCAAUUGAGUUACAUAAGUCACAACGAGUUUGCUUUCUUACCAUCGUUGGUGUAUUUAAAAAUUUCGCAUAACUACCGUUUACAGUUGGCUUCCACAACUGAUACUAUAUAUUCUGACUCUUUGAGAUUUUUGGAUAUUUCAUAUUGUAAUGUAUUUAGACCUAACCUAUCAGGAUUUCCUAACUUAAGAAAGGCUAUAAUCAAAAACAAUAUGAUAAGAUUCUUAAAAAGCAACGAAUUUAUCAAUAAUAGUAAGUUAGAAUAUUUAGAUAUAGCAUACAAUAAUAUAGGUACACUUAAAGGUGACACAUUUCGAGGUUUGGGUAUGCUUAGAUAUUUGGACUUAUCUUGGAAUGAGAUUGCAGAUAUCCCAGAAGAAACUUUUCAAGAGAUGAAAUCGUUAACACAAGUUAAACUAGCUAGAAAUUAUCUAAAUAAAGUUGGACACUUUAAAUCUACGUCAUUAUCAAUACUCGACAUGAGCGCUUGUGAAAUAAGCAUCAUAGGAAAAGAUUCCUUAGAAGGUCUACCUUCACUAGUAGAUAUAAACUUAUCACGUAAUGUUUUAUCAUAUAUUCCAGAUAGCAUAUCAUCGAAUACAUUAAAAUAUUUAAAUUUGAAUUUUAACAGGAUCAGUUCCAUUAACAACUUUACUUUUUUCAUGCUGCCUCGACUUGUUGGACUGAGUGUGAUUGGGAAUAGAUUUACUAACAUUUGGAGCAGAACUUAUUUUAAUUCAAAUCCUUACUUAGAUAGACUAGAUUUAGGAGAUAACAUGUGGAGAUGUGAUUGCUCUGACGAUAAUAUUUGGUUAGAAGCAUGUUAUCUUACGUGGAAUCCUAGUGAAAAAGUUCAUAGUGUUGAUAGUUUAAUAUGGUUCAUAAUUGUUAUGAUCGUUGGGUUAUCAUUCUGUCUCGUAAUAGUUCAUCUCAUAAAGAAAUCAAUGAACCGUCGUCUGGCAGUAAUUCAAGCAGAAAGAGAAAGACAAGCUGAGGAAGCUAGAGACAGACUUAGGCAAUUGAGAAUGCGAGCUGAACAAGAGGCCUUGGCUAAUACACCUGACCCGAGAGAUUUGAUCGCCCCACCGUCUUAUGAUGAAGCUCUCUCCAUGCCAAAGUUAAACAGUUCUUGUCUUUCAUUGAAUGAAACUGGGACGGGAAAAACAAAACGAAGAAGAGGUAGAAGAAAAACUAAGUCAAGUGGAGAUUUAUUAGAAGAGACUGAGAGAAAUGGAGAUGCACGUGUUUUUGAUGAUUUACAACUUGACGAAACACCAAAUGAUAACAACAAACAAAGACGACGUCGCAAUCGUAGAUAUGGUAGCCAUGAUAUAGCUGAACUUGACCAAAGUCCUGGAGCAAGACGUAGAAGGAUGUCAGAAUAUGAUCGAUUGAACGGCACUGUAACCGUAGAAGUGGAAGCCGAAGUAGAGAGACAACUUUUGCCACGAAAUCUGCGACAUUCUGAUGAAGAUCAACCCAGAGAAAGCAACCUAUAA
Melitaea cinxia (Glanville fritillary) is the source of this 2109-nucleotide messenger RNA. RefSeq names its product leucine-rich repeat-containing G-protein coupled receptor 4-like. Gene Ontology annotation, molecular function: protein binding. Lineage: Eukaryota; Metazoa; Arthropoda; Insecta; Lepidoptera; Nymphalidae. The transcript has 3 exons. The record is from RefSeq and is a predicted model, not a curated record. Gene Ontology annotation, cellular component: extracellular matrix. Bases 1 to 2109 code for a protein of 702 amino acids.